Molecule: messenger RNA, 2499 nt
Organism: Eimeria acervulina
Lineage: Eukaryota; Apicomplexa; Conoidasida; Eucoccidiorida; Eimeriidae
Exons: 1
Coding region: 1-2499 (832 amino acids)
Source: RefSeq, a predicted model, not a curated record
AUGAGGCCCGUAUUAUCUUCGCCUUGUCACAUACUUUCUUUGUUUUUCUUUCUUUCCGUAGAUUCUAUAGCAGCAGCAAACGCUGUGGUUGUUGUUGGAGGAGGCGGGGCUGCAGCAGCAGCAGACGGGCGCCUGUCUGCUGCAGCAGUUGCUGAGGAGCCCGCAACAGCAGCAGCAACAUCUGCUGCUGUUGUUGAAGUAGAUACUAGUAGCGUUGUAAGGCUGGGUGGCAGUAGUUUGCUGCCUGGUGGUGGUGGUGGUGCUGCUGCUGCUGCAUCUGCUGCAUCAGGGGGCCCUUCUCGCAGCAGCAGCCCUACAGCAGCAGGACAACCACCAGCAGCAGCAGCAGCAGCAGCAGACGAAGCAUAUGAUAAUGAAGAAGAAGAAGAAGAAGAAGAAGAAUAUGAUAAUGAAGAUGAAGAAAGCGAGACAGAGUGGGUUGUCAGAUGGGCAGAUGAAGAAGGAGGCUCAUUGCAAGAAGUAUUUAGCUUUGCUGUAGAUUCAUCUGCUGAUCCUGAAUCAGCAGCAGCAGCAGCAGCAGCAGCAGCAGGAUCAGGAGAAGGAGGAGAAGGAAGUAAUAAUGGAGGUGCAGGAGGAUCAUCCUCAGCAGGAGGCAGCAGCAGCAGCAAACAACAGCAGCAGCAAACUAAACUACCUCCGCCUCCUGCUAGAGGCAUCUUAGUAGGGGCCCCCCCCGGGCCUCAAACAAUAGACUGGGAAGAGCUGUUUGAUGUGUGGGAUUAUGAUGACGAUCCGUACACCCCGACAGAGAAUUCAUUAGUAGCACCUUUAUCAGGUUUACAAGAGAUUAAGAGAGCUCUACCUCCUAAACUAAUAUAUGCUGUUGUGCUGCUUGUUCUCCUUGCUUCGGCCUUAUCAAGCCCUAUUGCUGCUGCUAAAAACGCUAAGAUUGCUGCUACCAGAAGAGAGAUUGCUGCAGCUAAACGUGAAGGUGCAGCUAUCACAGAUAAGAGCAAAAGCCUUCAGGAAACUGCUGCAGCUAUUCAAACAGAAGCUGCUACACUUGCUGCUCUUCUAGCAGGGCAUCAGCAAUCUAUUGCAGCAUUAGAUGAGCUCCGAAACGCUGUUUAUCAUAAUCAUCAGCAUCAGGACGACCAACAAGAACAGCAGCAGGAGCAGCAGCAGGAGCAGCAGCAGCAGCGGGAAUACGAGGACGAUGAGGAGCAGCUGCAGCAAGAUCUGCUGCUGCAGCAGCUGCUGCGAGGAGCAUUUGGAGUAGAGUGGGGUUUGUUAAGCGACCCUAUAGAUAUACGUCUUAGGACGCUACGUGCUGCAGCAGAGUCUAGGCGUUUUGUUAUAGGUGAGCUUAAUCGGGUGAGAGCUGCACUGUCUGCGCAGCUUCCACCUCAAGAAGCAGCAGAAGCAAUAGAAGCAGCAAACAAAGAAGCGGCCGGGAAGGGAGCAGCACGAGAGAGAGCACCUACGCAAGAUGAACAAGAGGCAGCAGCAACAGCAGCAGCAGCUGAAGCAGCAGCAGCAGAUACAGCAGCAGCAGCAACAACAACAACAACAGCAGCGGGAACAGGAGAUGCACCAGCAUUACAACUAAGCCAGAACAAAGAAGCAGCAGGGGAGAUCAAGCGUUUGCUGCAGUCUGUACAGGCUGCUAUGAAUGCUCUAGAAGCAGCAGCAGUAGAAGAAGGAGAAGAAGCUGCUGCAGCACUAAGCAGCAGCUUGUUGAAGGGGCAACGGACGCUGAAGUACGGUUUGCUGCUGUUGAAGCAGCAGCAGCUGCAACGACAAGCAGUAUUAUAUCAAGAGCAGCUGCAGCAGCUCUCUUCAGUGGGAGCAGGCAUUAAAACAGCUUUAUCAGCUCAUCGUCAGUCGGUACAGCUGGGUAUUAGUAAAUAUGUAAGAGCAACAAGAGAAGCUGUAGCACUGCAAGCGGAGGUAUGUGCUGCUGCAGGUGCUUCACGCUGCUCAGGGGGUCCUGUUGAUCUAGCUGGAGGUCAGGCUGCUGCUGCUGCUGCUGCAGCUUCUACUGCUGCUGCUGCUGUUACUGUCAGGCCUUCAGCAGCAGCAGAAGCAUACGGUAGAUUUAUGAAGUUCUUCAGCACAGAUAAAUUGGUCUCUAUGAGUGAAGUGCUUCAUCAACCAAUCAGCAGCAGCAGCGCAGAGCAGCUUGCUGCUGCAGUUGCGCAGACACUGCAGAUGCUGGCGCCGAGUAUAGGUGCUUCUGCACAGGAUGAAACAAUACUGCUGCUGAAGCUAGCUGCUCUUGGCAGCAGCGAAGUACCCGAAGACCAGCUGCUAGCUUCAAAGCUAACAGAUUCUUAUGAGCGGGUGAAGGCUAGGCAGAAGCAGCUAAUGCAGACACUGACGACUACGCUUAAAGAGCUUGCUGCUGCUGCUGCUGAUGCUGCAGUGCAGCAAGAAAGAGCAAAGGUAUAUGCUGAUGCAGCAGCAAAUGCUAUGGAGGGACUUCAAGCAAUUAAACCCCUCCUUGUGCAAGCCAGACAGGAAGCAUCCCAGCCAUAA